This is a messenger RNA of Polypterus senegalus (gray bichir), 1029 nucleotides long. It is a transcript of the gene uqcrfs1, whose product is annotated as cytochrome b-c1 complex subunit Rieske, mitochondrial. Gene Ontology annotation, biological process: mitochondrial electron transport, ubiquinol to cytochrome c. Bases 77 to 898 code for a protein of 273 amino acids. Gene Ontology annotation, cellular component: membrane. Gene Ontology annotation, molecular function: 2 iron, 2 sulfur cluster binding; quinol-cytochrome-c reductase activity. NCBI's taxonomy places the organism in Eukaryota, Metazoa, Chordata, Cladistia, Polypteriformes, Polypteridae. The record is from RefSeq and is a predicted model, not a curated record. The transcript has 2 exons.
GCCGAGCGUCCUUUUCAGUUUUCCUGCUCGAUAAAGGUCGCUGUGACCGUAGUGGCCGCUCUUAAGCCCUGUCGCCAUGCUUUCGUUGGCUGCUCGUUCGGGGGUUUUCGCACCUUACUUACAAAGCACCGCUUUCGCUGUUGCUGGACCACUGAAGCCUUUGGCUCCUGGAGUUGCCGUUCAAGCCGAAAAGGUGUUAUUGGAUGUAAAGAAACCGUUCCUCUGCCGUGAGUCCUUGAACGGGCAGUGCGCGAAGACUGGGCCUGUUGUCGCCACUAGCCUGAAUGGUUUCUCCAAGGUCCGAUAUGCACACAGUGACAUCACAGUCCCAGAUUUCUCUGACUACAGAAGAUCUGAUGUCCAGGAUGUGAGGAAGUCAUCACGUGAUAGCAGUGACAACAGGAAAGCAUUCUCUUACCUGGUCACUGGAGCAUUUUCUGUAGUUACUGCCUAUACUGCUAAAACAGUAGUCACUCAGUUCAUUUCCACUAUGAGUGCUUCAGCUGAUGUAUUAGCUUUGUCCAAAAUAGAGGUCAAGCUUUCUGAUAUUCCAGAAGGAAAAAAUAUGACCUUCAAAUGGAGAGGAAAACCACUGUUUGUACGUCACAGGACUCAAAAAGAAAUCGAGCAGGAAGCUGCUGUAAGUCUGGCAGAGCUGAGAGACCCCCAGCAUGACCUGGAUAGGGUGAAAAAUCCUAAGUGGAUGAUUUUGAUUGGUGUGUGUACUCACCUUGGUUGUGUACCAAUUGCUAAUGCUGGAGAUUUCGGUGGUUAUUACUGUCCCUGUCAUGGCUCUCAUUAUGAUUCAUCUGGUAGAAUAAGGAAAGGCCCAGCACCUCUCAAUCUGGAGGUGCCAUUUUAUGAUUUUCUUGAAGAUGACCUUGUAGUAGUUGGCUAGUUUGAAUCUCCAUCCUCCUUCACAGCAGUUUGUGUAUAAUUUAAAAUGUUGUAUGUAAAGCUGCAUUGAUUUAAGAUCUGAUCAGAAAAAAUGUUUUGGGGGUUAUUUGUUUAAUAAAUCAUUUUACCUCA